AUGGCACACAAUAGCAAAGAUGUCUCGACCGAGAAGGUCCAAGGCACCGCAGAGCUUACUCAAGGUUCGGACUCAGAUGCGCCAGUUGUAGCUAUCUUACAAGAAACACCCAAGAGGAGUUGGAAGUCGUAUAUAUGGGACACCUUUGACAAAUCACCUGAGGAACGAAAGUUUCUCUUCAAGCUUGAUGCCGCUCUUAUGACGUUGGCGUCUUUGGGAUAUUUCAUUAAGUAUUUGGAUCAGGUGAACAUCAACAAUGCCUUUGUGUCGGGCAUGAAAGAGGACAUGAAUCUGUUCGGCAAUGAGCUGAACUAUAUGCAAACAUGUUGGACUGUCGGAUAUGUCAUCGGCGAGAUCCCAAGUAACAUGCUACUGACGCGCAUCCGACCCAGUAUCUGGAUCCCCGCCUGCGAAGUAACUUGGUCCGUCCUCACCAUCCUCCUUACAAAAUGCACAAACGCCACUCAACUCUACGUCCUUCGCUUCUUCAUCGGUCUUGCAGAAAGUACCUUUUACCCUGGAAUGCAAUACAUCGUCGGGUCAUGGUAUCGCAAAGACGAACUCGCCAAACGAUCGUGCUUGUUCCACGCCAUGGGAAAUGUCGGAUCGAUGGUAUCAGGCUAUCUCAUGGCUGGUUCGCACAACCUCGAUGGCGUACAUGGGUAUCACGGCUGGCAGUGGUUGUUCAUCACCAACACGGUAGUGUCCCUCCCCAUCGCCAUAUCAGGUUUCUUCUUCCUACCAGAUCUGCCCGAGAUCACGAGGGCCUGGUACUUCACACCAGAGGACAUCGCCCUCGCAAAGAAGCGUAUGGAACUUGAAGGUCGAGCCCAAAGAUCACCUUACACGAAGGCCAAGUUCAAGAAGAUCUUCACAAGCUGGCAUAUUUACACCCUGGUCCUUCUCUACAUCCUCUUCAACAACGGCAACGGCGGAAACUCUCAGCCCGCAUUCCCCCUCUGGCUCAAAUCAGAAGGCUACUCCAUCCGCGACGUAAACCUCUACCCCACCAUCGUCGAAGUAAUCAGCGUCAUAACAACGCUCAUCUACGCCUGGACAUCAGACAGUCUCUUCCGCGGCGCGCGCUGGCCCGCCAUCGUAUUCUCCGGCUUAGUCAAGAUAAUAGCCUACGUCGGAUUGACGGUCUGGAAAGUUCCUACGCCGUUUACGUGGGUAUGCUUCAUGCUCUGCGGUUUUGGCGGCGGGAUCAGUGGCCUUACGUUUGCGUGGGCGCAUGAGAUUUGUAGCGAUGAUAAUGAGGAGAGGGCGCUGGUUACAGGGGCGAUGAAUCAGAUGGCGCAUGCUUUGGUGGGUGAGGCGUAG
Messenger RNA from Fusarium subglutinans, 1323 nucleotides. RefSeq lists its product as uncharacterized. The record is from RefSeq and is a predicted model, not a curated record. Gene Ontology annotation, molecular function: transmembrane transporter activity. Gene Ontology annotation, cellular component: membrane. The transcript has 4 exons. Bases 1 to 1323 code for a protein of 440 amino acids. Gene Ontology annotation, biological process: transmembrane transport. NCBI's taxonomy places the organism in Eukaryota, Fungi, Ascomycota, Sordariomycetes, Hypocreales, Nectriaceae.